AUGGUGAGAAUUUGGAACGAGGCAAUAAGGGGAGAUGGAAAAAUCUAUGGUGAAGACUUGAGCAGUGCAGCGUUACUAUUCUGGGCUGCUCUUAUCACUCUUUCCAUAAUUGCAUCUGUCAUUUUCUCUUGUGCCGGCGGUGCAUCCAAAGACAAAGCCUCUGCUACUGAUACUUAUGGUUCGACAUGUGCUGGGUGCGGUGCCGCCUGUGGUGGAUAA
This is a messenger RNA of Dovyalis caffra, 219 nucleotides long. Lineage: Eukaryota; Viridiplantae; Streptophyta; Magnoliopsida; Malpighiales; Salicaceae. The record is from the annotation of a GenBank genome assembly.